AUGUGCAAAGGUGAUAUCCAACGAACUGCAGGUGCAGAGCGCAAAGUGGCCAUCGUCGGUGGUGGCGUCUCUGGGUUGUCGGCAGCCUGGCACCUCCACACCAACGCACCCAAUGUAACCGUCAAUUUGUUCGAAGCCGAAGACCGUCUCGGAGGACACGCAUAUACAACUGAUGUGGAUGGCGUGGAUGUUGACAUUGGCUUCAUGGUCUUCAAUGAAUCCAAUUAUCCCAACAUGACUCGCUGGUUUGAGAAGAUUUCUGUUCCAGAAGAAAACACCGACAUGAGCCUCAGCGUCAGUUUGGAUGGUGGAGAAACCGUCGAAUGGAAUUCCGACAAUCUCAACGGGAUUUUUGCUCGAAGACAGCAAGCGCUCAACCCAGCUUUCUAUACAAUGAUUAAAGACAUGCUUCGAUUUAACAAGGAGGCAACUGAGUUGUUGCUUUUAACUGAAGAUGAUCCACGAAAAUUGGUUACAACUGGUCAAUAUCUUCGAAACAAUGGAUAUUCAGAGGCUUUUGGAAAGUAUUACCUUCUUCCCAUGAUGGCAGCACUAUGGUCCGCAAGUAUGGAAGACGUUUUGCAAUUCCCCGCUGUUCAAUUGAUCGGUUUUAUGUGCAACCACAAAAUGUUGCAAAUCUUGGAUCGCCCUCAGUGGAAAACAGUUGCCGAUCGCUCCAAGACUUACACCCUCAAGAUGCAGGAAAUUCUCGGAAAGAGCGCCCAAACUUCCACACCCAUUGUUUCCAUGACGAAAACCGAUGUCGGUGGAGAACCUUCUUAUGAGCUCUUCACUACUGAUUCAAAGUCGGUCGGUGUAUUUGAUGAGGUUGUCUUUGCCUGCCAUACACCCACCAGCAAGCAAAUUGUGGAAACAAUGAAUGGUGACAGUGGCCUCGUUGAUUUGUUGUCGAAAAUUGAAUACGCAGACAAUGUUGUCUAUGUCCACUCGGAUCCAAAGUUGAUGCCUGCCAGACGGCGUGCUUGGGCUUCUUGGAACUGUCUUGGAAAUUCUGAGCUCCUUUCUAGCUACAAACUUGACAGCUCGAAAAAGGACGAAGCUUUUGAAGGCGCCGAGUCUGGAUUCGGAAACAAGGCGACUAACGAAUCCGACGAGUUGGAGGGCGAAAAGGGUCGCAUGAAGGCUGUUUAUGUUACCUACUGGCUCAAUCGAUUGCAAAACCUAAAGACUGAUAAGGAGAUUUUUGUGUCCCUCAACCCACACCAAAAGCCUUCUGAGGAAACAACCCACAAACGUGUCAUUAUGGCCCAUCCACAAUUCACACCUACAACAAUGGCCGCCAGAAAGACACUUGAAGAAGAGUACCAAGGCAAAGAUGGUUUGUGGUUCUGUGGUGCAUGGGGGGGUUAUGGCUUCCAUGAAGAUGGUUGCAGAUCUGGAUUCCAGGCCGCAACUGGAAUUUCGGGAGUUCCUUUGCCUUGGGGCGACGAGAAAGAAAUGGUCAUGGCCCCUCCCGAUCUCGCUUUGGCCAAGGCAAAUGAAUCCAGUGUCACUGGGAUCAUCAGUAAGCUCUAUAAAAAGCUUACAUACGAUCUACCAGUUGCUGUGUGCAAGAAAUUUAUGCUUUACUUCCUUGAAAAGGCUGUUAAGCGUGGUAAAUUGAGAGUGAAAAUGAAUGAUGGCACAGUUCACAGUUUUGGCGAUGGUUCUCAAUGUGGAUCCGACAACAGUCCAGUGACGAUGCGAGUCUUCGAUGAGUGGACUUUUGUCAAGAUUGCUUGGGAAUACGAUCUGGGAUUGGCCCGAUCUUACAUGGCUGGUCACUUUGUUGUGGAGUCGCUCAAGGACCCUACCCAUUAUAACAAUGUCCUUCGCCCUCUCAAGGAACGAGAUGAGACGACCACGGCUAUUGGAGAUCCUGUUGGCCUAACACGUCUGCUACUGUUGAUGGUAGGAAACAGAGACGCUCCAGGAAAGCAUGUUCCAGGUACUUCCAAGAAGGGAUACUCCAUGGCCAACCCUUUAAACGCUGGUCUUUUGAUAUCCAAGAUUGGUAUGGUACUGAACUUUAUCCGAUAUCGGUUGACAAUGGAUAACUCUGAGCGCGGUGGUAGUUUGAAGAACAUUCAUGCCCAUUAUGACUUGUCCAAUGAUUUGUUCCGAACCUUCCUCGACCCCGAGACAUUGAUGUACUCUUCUGCAAUCUAUGAUGCUGUUAAGGCACCCGCUCCCGAACAGGGUCUUGUUUUCCGCGGUACACUGGAAGAAGCGCAAUGGAGAAAGCUUGAUACUCUUCUCGAUCGGGCUCAAGUCCAGCCUGGUCAGACAGUCUUGGAUAUCGGCUUUGGAUGGGGUGGUCUUUCUCUCCACGCAGCCAAGAAGUAUGGCUGCAAGGUCACUGGUAUCACUUUGUCAGUUGAGCAAAAGGCGCUUGCUGAGGACCGUGUUGCUAAGGAAGGUCUUGGUCAUUUGAUUAACUUUGAGGUCAUUGACUACCGUACUUUUGCCAGACGUCCUGACAACUUGGGCAAGUUCGAUCGCGUCCUCAGUUGUGAAAUGAUCGAAGCUGUCGGCCAUGAUCACUUGACCGAGUUCUACUGGGCAGUCGAGCAGGUUCUCAAGCCUGAUGGUGUUCUUGUCAUGGAGGCUAUUACAACUCCAGAGGAGAGAUAUGAACCAUACCUCCGCACAACUGACUUUAUCAACACCAUCAUCUUCCCUGGUUCUUGUUGUCCAUCUUUGCAUGCUUUGGUGGACGCUGCGUACAAGGGAUCGAACUUGAGCUUGGAGCACAUUGACAACAUUGGUCUCCAUUACGCCCAGACUCUUGCUGAUUGGCGUAGACGUUUUAAUGCCCAAGAAGCCUUUGUUCGCAAGCUUGGAUUUGACGAUGUGUUCUUCCGAGCUUGGAAUUACUACCUCUCAUACUGCGAAGCUGGUUUCUAUGCGAGAAAUGUCAGCUGUUUGAUUCUUGUAUUUGGUCGACAGGGAUGCAGCGCGUUGACUCCUCUGCACGAGACAAGAGCGUGCACUCAAAUGGCCCCACUCACGAAGAGUGAGGUGCAAAGCUGGAUCAGUGAGGCUUAA
This is a messenger RNA of Cylindrotheca closterium, 3048 nucleotides long. Lineage: Eukaryota; Bacillariophyta; Bacillariophyceae; Bacillariales; Bacillariaceae. The record is from the annotation of a GenBank genome assembly.